Molecule: messenger RNA, 3657 nt
Organism: Amoebophrya sp. A120
Lineage: Eukaryota; Dinophyceae; Syndiniales; Amoebophryaceae
Source: the annotation of a GenBank genome assembly
AGGCCGUGUUUGAUGUGCAAGCCCAAGCCGUAGUUGUAUGCUACAUUUAUUUCUGAACAUAUUUUAAGGAUAAAGAGCAAGGUUCUACUUACUACGUCUACGGUGCCAGCAGUAGAUACAUAGUACAAAUUUCUUUUCAACAUCUUCUAGUCCCAUCUUUUUCAAACGAACAGAAGAGAAAAUCAAAAUGGCGAAGAGCAAGAGCAUGAAGAGCAAACCGGUGAGCAAGAGUCUCUCCAUCGCCAAGGCUGCGAUGGCACGCGACUUCCUAGCUGCGACAAAAGCUGAACCUGGGAAAAAAGCUGCAACCAAUAAAACUAACGAGAUGAACACUGCAGCGAAGAAAGUAGAUGCCAGUUUUUUGGCAACAGCAAGCAAAAAUCCACCAAAAGCAAAACCCCCGGCGACCUCCUCCGUGAAGAAUAAAAAACCUGCUCUUGCAGGAGGAGCGUCUUCGUCGAAGAAGCGUCCGGCUGUAGUGGAACAACCCGAGGACAACGAAUCUGACCUCGAGGAGGAGGAGUUUUCCGAUUUGGAAGAAGAGGACCUCUCGACCUUGGACGAGGAGGAGAUGUCAGAUUUAGACAUGCUAUCAGAGGAAGAAGAGGAGGAGGAGGAGGAAGCAGCACAAAGCAGAAAUACAACCGCUGCGAAAGCUGAUACCAAAGACGCUACUUCUUCAAGUAAAACCGCGAAAGGUAAAGAUUCCGCAGAAGCUCCAAAGGUGGCUACAGCCACCGACAGUACAACAAAGCAGAGCCUGUUCGAAGAUUCAGACGAGGAGGAGGAGGAAGAAGACUCCGACGACCUGAUGGACAUCGAAAAAGAGCAGGAAAACAUCGAUAAAGAGACCGCAGCGACUAAGAAGGCAGCCGCGGCUUACCAGAAGGAGGUGGUUGAAAAGAACCAGCAGGACCUGGACUUAGCGGAGAAUAGUGAGGACAAGGACUUGCUGGAAGCCGCCGCACUGGACAAAGGGUCUGAGGACGAGGGAGAAGAUGGGGAAGAGGAGGGGGAUGCAGCGGAUAAAAAAGCAGUGCCAAAAGCCAUGGAGAUGUCAAAACUGAAAGCGAAAAUGGAAAAGAACAUCGAACUGCUGAACGACUGGAGUACUUCGGAUCUUAUUUUUUUACAUGGCAUUUUUCGACACAAGGAAGAUGAUUUUUAUAUUUUGUUCUUGGUUGUGAACGAGAACGCGGCGUCGCAGCUCACAUGGUGUACGUAUAAGUGGUAGCCCAAUUGAAGAAGAUUCCUCGUUUGCAUACAAACGUUUCAAUAUGGAUUGGCUACGGAACAAGACGUUCUUCCCGACAAAAGGAAUCAAACAUAAGUAUAUCAAAACAAAACAGAAACCCUCGGCCGUGCGUCUGCGCGAACAAGGCAGGAGGUCCGGGAUGAGGUGUGCGAGCUGGUCACCAUGUACUAUGGCUACAAUCCGGAACUCGCCAAAUAUUUCCUCGACAUGUUCCCGCCGGAAGAAGCUCUCUCCUUCUUCGAGGCCAACGAGAAGGCCAGACCAGUGACCUUGAGGACCAACACUCUGAAGACGAGAAAAACCGAUCUGGCGAAGCAAUUGACCGCAAGAGGGGUCAACGUGGCGAACAUUGGCGAGUGGUGCAAUCGGGAGGGAUUGAAGGUAUAUGCAAAUAGUGACAACGUGUUCCGAUUUUCAUGAUUUAUCAUGUUUCAUCCCCAUCAUGAACAUGAAGUGGAAUCGUUUCAAUCAAUAGAAAAAGAAAAAGUUGCUGUGCAAAACAUGAACAAGCACACAGCUGCAGUUUAUUGCGUGCUAGAAUCAUAGCAAUUAUUUUCCUCCACCCCCCUCAGGUCCUCGACUCCUCCGUGCCGGUUGGUGCGACUCCGGAAUACUUGGCUGGGCACUACAUGAUCCAGGCCGCGUCGUCCUUUGUCCCGGUGCUCGCGUUGAACCCCCAGGAGGGGGAAUCCAUCCUCGACAUGGCAGCAGCGCCCGGGGGGAAGUGCACGCACGUCGGGCAACUGAUGAAAAACACAGGAACGCUCUACGUCAACGAACUGCAAAAGCAGCGACUUUCGUCUUUGACCGGGAACAUACACCGUACGAAUUUUGAAGAUUUGCUGGCUCUUAUUUCUCUUGCUGGUUUUUGGUACAAGAACUACUCGGGAUUUGCAUUUGGUUUAUUCUCUUACAUUUGCUAAUCAUGUCUUGCUAGUCCUCUAAUAAAGCACUCAUGCAUGAUAAACCAGAUAUGGCAUCCAGAUCCAACCGCAAGGAGGCCGGAAAAAUUGAAAUACGAAUCCAAAAAACAAUAGGUCUGGGCCUCACCAACACGGUGGUGCUGAACUACGACGGUCGGGAACUUCGGGACGUCCUGCCCCCACACAGCCUGGAUCGGGUCCUCCUGGACGCGCCCUGCUCGGGCGCGGGUAUCGUGGCGCGGGACCCAACGAUCAAGUCGAAGCGGAAUCUACUCGAGUUUGAACAAACCGCGCAACUGCAGAAGCAGCUGCUGCUCACCGCGAUCGACCUUUGCGACGCGAAGAAGAACGGUAUACUACCAGGGUUUUGUGUGUUGUACUAUCACUAAGGACAGACUUCUUGUAAAAUAAGUGCUCAGCACUCUAAAACUUCAACUGCUGGAAAAAUGUCGCUUGCAUGUUGCCGAUGGAAGAGAAGAUCAUACUCGACAGAUUUUUCCAGCAAUUAUCCGUAUCAAAAAUCGAUUUUAAAUCACACUACCCAGGCACGAUCGUCUACUCCACGUGCUCCGUGUCUGUCGAAGAGAACGAGAUGGUGGUUGACGCCAUCCUGAAGAAGAGGAAUGUCCGCUUAGUGGAUUUCCGGAAAGAAAUCCCCUUCGGCGUACCUGGGUUCACGUCCUACCGGGAGCAUCGGUUUGACAAAACGGUCGAGAAAACGCAACGAUUCUACCCCCACCGACACAACAUGGACGGGUUUUUCGUCGCGAAGUUCGAAAAGUUUUCCAACGAUUUGCCGAACUUGACGAAAAGAGAAAGGAAGGCAAACCCGGUGGUGCACUGGGGCAAGGACAAGUGGGAACAAAUGGCUGAGACACUUGUGGAGUACGGUGAGGAGCAGGAAGAAGUAGAUGAUGAGAACGCGGCCACGGGAGCUGCAGAAGAAAAGGAUGAAAUAAAUUCGGGCUCUGACAAGGAGCAGGACGGCGAAAAGAGAUCGAAUGGAGAUGAAAGCGCGAGUAAGAAAUCAAAGAGCAAAGUAAAGGGUAAGAUAUCAUCAUCAACAGCAGCAGGUUCUGGUUUAGUGGACCACGGAGCGAAUGCGGCGCUCGCAGAAAAGAUGAGGCUUUUCCGAAGUGGAGACAAGGCGAAGCUGAAAAAGAUGGUCGCGAAAGAGAAGAAAGGUGAGGGCAAGAAAGGUAGUUUGGGGAAAAAGAAAGUGCACAAGAAGUGACUGCAGCAACAACUUGAUGCGCUCCAAUAGCUUCUUUUGCUUCAUUUCGCAUACUAUUUUUACUGGCACUCGACCGCACCGCACUCACGCUGGUGCACCAAAAAUAGCGAGUACAGUGUAACUGACUCGAAAUUCAAAGCAAGAAUAACAUGAGGCUACUGCAGCUCUAUGAUUUAUGCAAAUGCUCAUGAUGUGAAAAUGAAAAUUGAACUACAUCAAGUUAUAGACUCAUGCAGUAGUCGAGC